Molecule: messenger RNA, 1296 nt
Organism: Sclerotinia sclerotiorum 1980 UF-70
Lineage: Eukaryota; Fungi; Ascomycota; Leotiomycetes; Helotiales; Sclerotiniaceae
Exons: 2
Coding region: 1-1296 (431 amino acids)
Biological process (GO): peptidyl-L-cysteine S-palmitoylation; protein targeting to membrane
Cellular component (GO): endoplasmic reticulum; Golgi apparatus; endoplasmic reticulum membrane
Molecular function (GO): protein-cysteine S-palmitoyltransferase activity
Source: RefSeq, a predicted model, not a curated record
AUGUCAUUUUUGACAUAUGGAUCUCAGAUAUUGUUUCAUUACUUGGAGCCUGGCCCCUUGGGUAGGAAGGAGAUGGUGGUUUUUAAUAUGUGUGCGGGGGCGAUGAUGUGGUGUUAUUUUCGGACUUGUCAUGUUGAUCCCGGGGAGAAGGGUUGGGUUGAUCGGGUGAUGAUUGAUGGGGUUGAGAAGGAGAAUCUUGGGAAGGUCGUUCGGGAGGGCCAAGGUGAAGAGAUUGAGGAAAAGAAUGUGAGGUGGUGUAAGAAGUGUGAUGCAGUGAAGCCGCCUAGGGCUCAUCAUUGUAAAAGAUGUAAACGUUGCAUCCCGAAAAUGGAUCAUCAUUGCCCAUGGACUAACAAUUGCGUCUCUCACACUACAUUCCCUCACUUUGUCCGCUUCCUCUUCUAUUCCGUCGUCUCCAUCAUAGUCCUCAGCACCUUCCUCUUCACGCGUCUCUCCUACGUCAUCUCCGAAAGCACUCUCCCAUCCUACCUGGGACCCUCUACUACAUCCCUCACUAUGCUCUUCAUAAUCUUCUGUUCCAACGGACUCUCCCUCUUCGCCAUGUCCCUCCUCCUUAUGCGCACCAUCUACUCCCUCGCUACAAACACAUACAUGAUCGAAGCCUGGGAGAUCGAACGCCACGAUGCGAUUAUCGAACGCUCAAAGACGCGCAAUAUGCGGGGUUAUGUAUAUGCGAACGGGGGACGGAAAGUGCGAGUCGAGAAGGUAGAAUUUCCAUUCGAUAUAGGGAUUUGGGAGAACAUUGUACAAGCGAUGGGAACGGCGAAUAUCUUGAUGUGGUUUAAUCCCUUUGCGGGAGGACCAAGUGUACAGAGUGCGGGAAAAUGGGAAGAAAAUGGUUUCAAUGAUAAAGAAGGCAUGUGGCCACCUCCAGAUCCGGAUAAGUUGGGAAGGAGAGCAGGAUGUCAUGGAGUGGAAACAUAUCCGCUGGAGGAGAAAGUAUACGGGAGUGUAGAAGAAGAAAGAGAUGCUUUUAGAAAGAGACAAGAAGCCGAUUUGAAACGAUGGAAGAAAGAUCAUCUAAAUACCGCGAGUAACGGUGGAGAUGGAUUCUAUGAAGAAGACGACGAUGAGGAUGAGGAUGAGGAUGAGGAUGAGAAAUACGUGAGUGAGUACGAAGAGGGACUUGAUGGAAAAGAAGGAUGGACAAAUUCCGAGGGUGAUAGAUUGAGGGAUUACGGGGUAGAUGAAGAAGUAGAUAUUAUGGAUGAGGAUGAUAUACCAUUAGGAGAAUUAUUACGACGACGUAAAGCAAGGAAUUUUGAAUCGGCUUAG